AUGAUCAAAUUUUUUAAUUAUUUUGUUUCCUUUUUUUUAUCUUUAAUGUUAGUAAUACAAUGCUCUCCUAUAACACUGCCAUUAUCAUCACCUUCCAAAACCGGUAUAGGCAUAAAACUCUCUGAAAUUAACCGAGAGACCAUUUUAGUGUUGCCAAAAAAAUUACUAAACAAAAAGACUUUUGAUAACUUAAACUUAACCACCUAUGCUGAAAAAUAUUGUCAAAACGUAGAAUUAGUUAAUUUAUUAAAAUUUUCAUCAAUACCGGACAAGGAUAGAUUAUUAAUACCAAAGAAUACUGAAACGUUAUUCAUUUUUAAUAAAACUAGUCACUUUAACGUUCUGGGACAAAAAAAUGGGUUAGAAUAUACAAAUCUUGUUGAAAAAUCGAUUCCGUUCAACUUGCCAAAGACAAAUGUAAAAUUACUAGAUUAUUAUUUAGUUUUACCUUUGCUAAUUGAUAAUAUGUACACUAAAAUAAAACAAAAUGGUGACAAGGGAAGUGCUGUGCUAAAUGAAUGUUACACCCUACAACAGUUAUCAAUAACGCAAGACAUAUAUUUACCCCUUAUCUUUAGCAAAAGCCCUGAAUAUACAAAUGUUCCACUAUUGAUUUUCAGUUUUAAGCUUGGUACAGACAGUAAUUAUGGUGUUGAAAAACAAAUUAAUAAACCUUAUUUUAAGGUGGACCAUAAUAUUGAAAAAUAUUUUAACUCAUUAUGUGAUGAAUGGAUAAAUAACGGACCUGGUUAUAACAAACUAGUUACUUCAAGGUUUUGUGUUACCAAUACCAACAAUAAAAAUGACAGCUACUGCUUGGAAUUGUCCAAUCCUAAUGAAAAUUUCGAAGCUCUUGACGAAAAAAAAAAAGUAAUCAUAUAUUCUAACUUUGGGAUUACUCCCAAGGAUUUUACUAAAAAAACAACAUUUUUACUAGUAAAUAAAACCGGAGUUUUCUUUAAUGAAAUGUUAGGUAGUUCUUCCAAUGAUGUGAAUCAUAUAUACGAAGAACCAAGAAAAUGUUUUUAUUCACAAUUCGAUAAAUUAAUCUCUAAAAGGUCUCCAGGUUUAAAAAAUGAUUCUUCGGCUGGUGGUAAAAAUAUUUCAUCAAUUGAUAUAGAAAAUACAACAACAACAACAACAACAAAAAAAAAAAAAAGGGAAAAUUUUUCAAAUAUAUUACGAAAAUAG
Molecule: messenger RNA, 1191 nt
Organism: Saccharomycodes ludwigii
Lineage: Eukaryota; Fungi; Ascomycota; Saccharomycetes; Saccharomycodales; Saccharomycodaceae
Exons: 1
Coding region: 1-1191 (396 amino acids)
Source: RefSeq, a predicted model, not a curated record